UUACUGGAAUAACAUCAUUCAUCAAAAUACAACCAGCAAAGCCAUCACGUGAGGAGAAGCGACAAACAGGACUGCAAAAGAAGAGGGAUCGAGAGGAUGAGACGAUAAAAAAGAAAGAAGAAUUAUUAAAAUUGAAAGCAGAGGGGCAGAAAAGACGCAACGAGGAAAGGAUGAAGCGGGUACAGGAAGCUCGUGAAGAAAGAGAGCGUAAGGCUAUAGAAGCAAAGAAACAACAAGACAGAGAUAGAAAGAACAGAGAGGAGCGACUAAGAGAACAGCAGCAGCAGCACAGAAAGCAGCAACUUCUUGCUAAGAGACGUGCAGAAGAGGCUAGAGUUAAGAAGAUUAAAGAACAGGAAGAAGAACGAAGGAAACAGGAAGAGGAGUCAAGGAAAUUAAAGGAAGAAGAAAAGCAAAAUGAGGAGGAAAAACUAUUAUAUCUGGCAGAGCAACGCCGUCGUCAAGAGGAAGAAAGGAAACGAAAAAUUGCUGAGGUAGAACGCAUCGCCCGUGAGAAAAAGGAGUUAGAAUACCUUAAAUUGCUUGAAGCACAGCGCAUUGCUGAGUUACAACAAGCUAAAUUGACAAGCUCAGCAGUUAAAAAGAUUGCACUAGCUGAUAACAAGGAAACUGGACUAAAUCAUACAUUCACUUUAAGUGAUAACAAGGAAAAUGGUCUUAAUACCACAUUUUCCAAAACUACUGGACCGUCUCAGUCAAGUUCUACUGGGAAAAACAAAGAUAGUUAUGACAUUACACCAAACUCCAAGAAAUAUAAGAAAAAUAUUAAUAAUUAUGAUAUAAAUGAUAUUGAGAGUGAUGACUCAACUGAUGAGGACAGUGCUCCUAAGAGGAAAAUUCCUCCCUGGGCUAUGAGAUCUCAGCUCACAGCUGCUAUGAUCAACCAAGUAUACUCCGGACCUGUGGUUGAGGAGAUCUUCCCUCCGACUAUUCUUCUCACCACACCUGAUCUCACCCAAAUCUUUCCUAAGCGGAAAAAAUUUAACAAACGCACCUCUAGUGCGAUAUGGACUACACCACUUUCUAAAUAUUUUGAAUAAUGUUAGCUAUAUACAGUACUGUGUAUAUAUUUUAUCAUGCUUCAUGGUAUAAACUAAUGAUUUUCAGUUAAGUGUUAUUAAUGCAUUGGAAUUGUUUUCCAAAUUUUUAGAGUACAUAACUUAGCAUUUCUUAAUAUAUAGGUAUUUUCCAAUUUACGAUGGGGGUUGUGUUCCUGAAAACCGUAACAUAAACUAUGAGCCCUUUAA
Homarus americanus (American lobster) is the source of this 1268-nucleotide messenger RNA. RefSeq names its product inner centromere protein-like. Gene Ontology annotation, molecular function: protein serine/threonine kinase activator activity. Gene Ontology annotation, cellular component: nucleus; midbody; chromosome passenger complex. The transcript is spliced from 6 exons. Gene Ontology annotation, biological process: meiotic spindle midzone assembly; positive regulation of protein serine/threonine kinase activity; mitotic cytokinesis. The record is from RefSeq and is a predicted model, not a curated record. Lineage: Eukaryota; Metazoa; Arthropoda; Malacostraca; Decapoda; Nephropidae. The coding region runs from base 171 to 1061 and encodes 296 amino acids.